Penicillium brevicompactum is the source of this 594-nucleotide messenger RNA. RefSeq names its product PP2C family serine/threonine-protein phosphatase. The record is from RefSeq and is a predicted model, not a curated record. The transcript has 2 exons. Bases 1 to 594 code for a protein of 197 amino acids. Gene Ontology annotation, molecular function: protein serine/threonine phosphatase activity. Gene Ontology annotation, biological process: protein dephosphorylation. Lineage: Eukaryota; Fungi; Ascomycota; Eurotiomycetes; Eurotiales; Aspergillaceae.
AUGUACGAUUCUACAACCGGUACAUUACAUGUGGCGUGUACCGGUGAUUCGAGGGCGGUUUUGGGGCAGCAAAAGCCAGACGGUAAAUGGGAAGCAAUGCCAUUAGAGCACCCUGGCGAGGAAGAUAUUAUCCGAAACGGACGGGUACUAGGGAUUGCGGUCUCACGAGCUUUUGGUGAUGGCCAGUGGAAGUGGCCAAUUCAAUUCCAGAAGGAGCUGCAACGGAGAUUUUAUGGUCCACCCCCUCUGGUCCCAACAUACAACAUUCAAACGCCACCCUAUCUAACGGCUGAACCGGUCGUGACAAGCGUCAAGGUCGACCCUGGAACCCCUUCUUUCCUGAUAAUGGCGACAGACGGCUUGUGGGAUAUGCUCUCCAGUCAGCAGGCAGUUGAUCUAGUGGGGAAGUGGUUGGAAUUGAAAGCAGCUGAGAAGAAGAACAGCACACUAGAGCCAACAUAUGAACCAUUUGACUUCGGUCAAUUCUGGAAAGGAGUAAGCUGGAAGUUUGUGGGGGGAGAACUACAGUCCAAGAUGACAAUGUCGCUGUGCAUUUGGUGCGUAAUUCACUGGGUGGGAACCAUCACGAAUUGA